Messenger RNA from Camellia sinensis, 2825 nucleotides. Its product is annotated as sucrose nonfermenting 4-like protein. NCBI's taxonomy places the organism in Eukaryota, Viridiplantae, Streptophyta, Magnoliopsida, Ericales, Theaceae. The record is from RefSeq and is a predicted model, not a curated record.
ACCCCAAUUAUUAAUAAUUAUUCGUCUCGUUUUGCUCUCUCUCUCUCUCUCUCUCUCUCUCUGAUUCUUCUCUACACUCUCGAGAUUGCAAGGGUUAGAAGAUUCAACAAUGUCGACAACAUCUCAAUUUUCUCAAAAUUAGGGAUUUGUACUGUCUCUAGGCGCUUUUCGAUUCAUUUCAAUUUACUUGAUUUUGUUUGGUUUUCGCAUAAAGAUUCGUAAUUGAGGGUUUUUUUGGAUUAGAUUUGGGUGAGAAAUAUUGGGUUUGGUUUGGAUUCGCACACUUUUGACAAUAAUUGCGUAUUUUUUGGUUGGAUUUUGAGGACUACACGAUUUCCUGAAGCUUUUGGUUGAGAUUAACGGUUUAGAAGGAUUGAAGGGUGUUUCAGUGGAGUUUUAUUGUAGAAUAGGAGGAUUGUUGAAGUUGUUGUUGGUUAUUUCAUAGUCUUUUUUUUGUGCCCCUUUUGGAGAUUGUGGUUUGGGUGUGACGAACAGUUUGGUUGUUGAAUAUUUGGGAAUUUGGUGUGUGUGGGUUUUGAUUUGGUGGCUCUGUAUGUCUAAUUCGUAAGGGGUCCUCUGCUAGUGGAGGAUCCCAAAAUCGCGGUUUUUAUUAAAUUGUGGUUUUCUUUUGUCAAUUGAGAGAUACAAUGCUGCUCCGUUUAUUGGUUAAUUUAUUAAGGUGAAGUAGAAGAGUUGUUCAAUUGUUGGGGUUUCAGUGAUUUUGUUGUAAUUUCAAUUUAGCUUAUUGGGUUUGUGGAUUUGACAUAAGUUUUGGGGGUCAUGUUUGGCUCUGGUGUGGAUAUUGGGCCUGAUAAGAGCGGGGUCUUGGGACCUGUAUUGGUACCAAAGCAAUUUGUGUGGCGGUAUGGGGGCAGAAGGGUAUUUCUUAGUGGCUCCUUCACUAGAUGGACAGAACACAUACCAAUGUCUCCAAUGGAGGGCAGCCCAACUGUGUUUCAGGUUAUCUGCAGCUUAACUCCGGGAUAUCAUCAGUACAAGUUUAUUGUUGAUGGAGAGUGGCGGCAUGAUGAGAACGAAGUUUUUGUAAGUGGAAAUUAUGGCGUGGUGAACACUCUCAUCUUACUUAGAGAACCUGAUGUAAUUCAUGCUGUGUAUAGUCCAGAGACACCUGGUAUAUCUAAUAUGGAUGUGGAUCAUGAUCCAUUUCUUCGUCUGGAAGCAAUUCCAAGGAUAUCAGAGGCUGAUAUUGAGAUUUCUCGCAAUCGUGUAUCUGUCUUCAUGUCAACACAUACUGCAUAUGAGUUGCUUCCUGAAUCUGGCAAGGUCAUUGCCUUGGACGUAAAUUUACCAGUGAAGCAAGCAUUCCAUAUUCUAUACGAGCAGGGAAUUCCUGUUGCUCCUCUGUGGGAUUUUGGAAAGGGCCUGUUUGUUGGAGUUCUUAGUGCAUUAGACUUCAUCUUAAUUCUAAGAGAGCUUGGGAAUCAUGGUUCAAAUUUGACAGAGGAAGAGCUUGAGACACAUACUAUAUCAGCUUGGAAAGAGGGAAAAUCACAUCUGAACAGGCAAAUCAAUGGCAGUGGCAGAUCAUGCUCAAGGCGUCUUGUACAUGCUGGGCCUUAUGAUUCUCUGAAGGAUGUUGCUUUAAAAAUUUUACAAAACAAGGUGGCUACAGUUCCCAUUAUCCACUCUUCUUCCCAGGAUGGUUCAUUUCCACAGCUACUACAUCUGGCUUCUCUCUCUGGAAUUCUAAAAUGUAUUUGCAGGCAUUUUAGAUAUUCUUCUGGCUCGUUGCCCAUUCUUCAACAACCAAUUGGUUCACUUCCUUUGGGUACAUGGGUUCCAAAAAUUGGGGAAUCAAAUGGACAGCCAUUUGCAAUGUUGAGACCAAAUGCCUCUCUCAGUGCUGCCCUGUCUUUGUUAGUUCAAGCUGAAGUUAGUUCAAUACCUAUCGUGGAUGAUAAUGAUUCAUUGCUGGAUAUAUAUUGCCGGAGCGAUAUAACUGCUUUGGCAAAAGACAGAGCUUAUGCACAGAUUAGCCUUGAUGAAAUGAGUAUUCAUCAGGCAUUGCAACUGGGGCAAGAUGCAAGUUCUCCUUAUGGCUUCUUUAGUGGACAAAGAUGUCAGAUGUGUUUGCGAUCCGAUCCUCUGCACAAAGUGAUUGAGCGGCUUGCAAUACCUGGCGUGAGGAGACUCGUUAUUGUGGAGGCUGGCAGCAAGCGUGUGGAGGGCAUUGUUUCAUUAAGUGACGUGUUCCAUUUCUUGCUGGGCUGUUAACUGAAAUGGUUCUCAUUGUCAUCGCGUGAAGAGGUUUCUUAUGGUGGCUGAGAAGAUACAUUUAUUUUACUUGACACUAGAGUGUUCUCUGCUAUGCCCCUCCCUCUUCUAGCUUGGGUUAGUCCCGGUGUUUUCUUCCGCGCCUUUGUUGGGCCUUGAUUUUCUGAGCUCUCCAAUCUUAGGACGAUUUUUUUAAAGGAUUAGAAAAAUCUGUAAAUUGAGAGGAUUCAAUUUUCUCCCCCUUUUUAUCGUUACAUUAUGAACUCGAUUCAUGUUGCUGGUACAACUGCCAUGUUUGUCUCUCUUACUACUAAAAGGGAAGUCGGCAAAGGAUCAGCUGGAGAAGUUUGUAGCGCCUCAGCUGGAGAAGUUUGUAGUGCCUCGCUGAUGGUGGGCUGUCCAUAAAAAAGGAGUGGGUUGAUAAUUUCAAUUUUUAGUUACUGAUCUCCACUUUAACUUCCUUUUUUUUUUUCCUUUUUCUUUUAUAGCAUUGCUCUUCUUCUGGCAUGUGCCAAUUUCACUUGAAUACCCACUGGUUAGGUAAUGGGAAUUAUAUUUGUUUAUUCAAUUUAGAUGGGUUGUUUCGUGCU